CCAGUCUCUGCUUCGUGUUUAUUUCCGGAAGUGAGUUAGUUGUCAGUAUCAGACUUUCCAGGUAGCCAAAUCGUUGACCUACGGCAGCGCAUUGACAGCCUCCCCUCUGCAGCUGUGACCCCGUCCACGCCAUGGCCCACUGGUUCCACAGAAACCCGCUGAAGGCGACGGCGCCGGUGUCCUUUAACUUCUACGGUGUGGCUGGGAGCCCGGCUGCCAACAAGAUCUGCAAUGACCUGAGGACAACCAGGGCGAGGCUGCUGGAGAUGUUCACCGACUCCACCUGCACCCCGGAGAUCAUGAAGAACGCCUCGGAUGCAUACUUCUCUCUGCUGCAAGGCUUCAUCGUGUCUCUGGAUGGAACUACACAGGAGAACAAGAUGAGGUUCAUCCAGAACUUCAAGUGGACCGACACCUUGCAAGGAAACAUCCCAAGUGCCCAGCAGGACGCCGUCUUUGAACUGGCCUCCAUGGCCUUCAAUGUAGCCGUCUGGUACACUAAGUUUGCCUCGAGACUAACUGGGAAGGAGAACAUAACAGAGCCUGAAGCCAAGGAUGUUCACAAGAGCCUGAAGGUUGCCGCUGGAAUAUUCAAAACUCUCAAGGAGGUCCACAUUCCUCGUCUCAUCACCCCGGCUGAAAAGGGCAGAGAUCUGGAGCCCAGAGUGAUCGACGCGUAUAUCAUCCAGUGCCAAGCCGAGGCACAAGAAGUGACGAUCGCCAGAGCCAUCGAGCUGAAGCACAACGCCUCACUGAUCGCAGCUCUGUCUUUUGAGACGGCCAACUUCUACCAGAAAGCUGACCACACGCUGAACACGCUGGAGCCGGAGUGCAGCAGCAAGUGGAGGAAGUAUCUGCAGCUGAAGCAGUGUUUCUACAUGGCCUAUGCGUUCUGCUACCACGGCCAGACACUGCUGGCCAGCGACAAAUGUGGAGAAUCUAUAAGAUCCCUACAGGAGGCAGAAAAAUGUUACUCCCGCGCGGAGGCGCUGUGUAAAGAGUACCGUCAGACCAAAGGCCCCGGCACCACGGCCAAGCCGUCCGAGCAGCUGUUCUUCCUCAAGCUGGGCGCGCUCAUUAAAAGCACGCUGGAGAAGUGCCAGCGAGAGAACGGCUUCAUAUACUUCCACAAGGUCCCCGCCGAGCCCCCCCAGCUGGAGCUGAAGGCCAGCUACGGCCUGGCCGAGCCGGUCCCCUUUGAGCUGCCGCCCCUCAGUGAGCAGUGCACUCCUCAGGUCUACGCCACCUUCGACCUGACCAAGGGAGCCAAAAAUGACAAGGCCAAGCCCAAGGAGGAGGAGGUGAAGCCGGUGAAGGAGCCUGAUUUGAAGCCGCAGAAGGAUACGGGCUGCGUCAUCUCCUAAAGCCUCCAUCUCGACAGCCCCAUGCUGAAAGUCUUCAUCUGUUUAUCUUCCUUCAUAGGAGACUUUUUUUUUUCACUCUUAAUCCAUGGUGUUUUACAUUCAUGCUGAAACAUGUACAUUAUAUCUGGCUAGGAUCCACUUCCAUAGCAAUCUAGAGGUCUGUCUCAUGGAAAAGAAAAAUCUGCUACUGAUGGUAUACUAGGCUGGCCCAGCAUCCACCCCCCCCCCCCUCGCGUCCGUGCUAAAACCCACAAAAGAUGGCGAGAUGAAGAUUUAGUGUAAGGAGGGGAAAAAAAGCCCAUCUCGUCUGGUUUUGGAAGUAAAAUGCGGUGAGCGUGUUUGCAGUGUUUCUCGUCUUGACUGGAAUAUCAUGGCAUAUUUUGGCAUUAGAGCAACUUGCCAGACGCGCUGUAGCGGCGUGCUUAACACCAUAAAUUCUCUAAAGCAGAUAAAUAUCAGACGGAUGAGGGGGGGAUAAAAAAAAAAAAACCUUCCACCCAGUUAAAGGCCGCUUUGAAGCGAGACAGGAAGGGAAACAAGGCUCCUGUGUUUCAUGCAUGUUUUUCUGUUCUGUGACAACCAGUGGAGCCGUCUGACGGAACCUAGCGAAAGAAUCCAGAAUUUCAAUCUGAACAAAAAAAAGCACUUAUUGCCCUCCAGGCACCUGUACAACAUCUGCUUGGAAGGUUUAGCACUACAGAUAAAUCUUAACCCCAACGAGUAAAUGCAUUUGUACAAUCCUCCCGAGUACUACCUGUAUACAGUCAGCUUAGCUAAGAUGAGUGUUUAUUUUCCCAAAAAUAUAACGUCACACAAUCAUUUAUACCAGGAGGAGAUCCAGACAUGCAGUGGCCAGACGCUGGACUGUGUGUGGAUGGUUGAUUUGCUUUGUUUUAGCUGGAAAGGUUUACAAUCUGUUUGGUUUAGCUCACAUACUGUAUGUAGUCGUUCUUUUCGUAUGUGACACGACGUGGCUGUUUUCUACACGUACCUUUUCUUUAACAACACAUUAUUAUUGUUAUUGUUUAAUAUUAUCGGUAUUAUUGCUGGAUAUAGCUAAAUUGUACAUUGUGGCACAACUCUGACGCGGAUGUCUAUUUAGGAUCAUUGAUUUGUUUUGCUUCUGUCACAUUUUAAGACAGUCUAACACGCCUGGACAGCAGACGGUGCAGCGCAGCUCAAAUCCAAACUUCUUGUUGCCGCCGAUUGUAAGAAUAUAUACAGAGUAUCAAAGUUGGCCCUUACAGCGCUGACCCUGCAAUCUUCUCAGCAGUUCUCGUAUGUACCGUACAUGUGUUGAGAGAAUAGCAAUGCAGCUGUCGCCCCCCCACACCUGUCUAUGCGCACUGCUGGUCAGCUGGCUAAAUGGAUCUAGCGCACUCUUCCCUCGCUUAGAAAAAUGACAAAUCUGCAGCUAGCAAGCUACCAGCAGCGCGUCCUGUUGGAGCAGAUCAUCAACGAGGUCCUUGUCCUGCAAUAAGCAAAGUACUACUGAAAUAUUUGGAGGUCUAUUAUAUAUUAUUCAUAUCAAAAUACUACUAAAUGUUGGCGUUAACAUCACUAAAACUUAUUUGGCAGUUAUUUAGAAACAGUUAAAACAUUGCUUUUUUUGUUGUUGUUUUGAGUCGAACCAGUGGUCAGGUUAUGUUGUCAUUUACCUUGAAAUUUUUAUUUUUAUAAAUGCAUCAUGAAGACGUGGUCUUUUAUUUUAGCCAAGGCCGUCAUGCAGUGAGGCACCUGGCUAGUGUUGAGUAAAAAAAAAAAAAGACAGAAACAGUGAAAGAUGCCCUAAGAUCCAACUUUUGUCUGUAGCUCCACCUGAUCUCUGCCGUUGACGGUGAAAUCUGAUCCGGUUAGUUAUGAACUGCUGGAAACAUGUAUAGGCUGUAGAGUUUUGCUUACAUGCACUAAUCCAAGCCACCGGUAUAUUUACUGACUUAGGUUUGAUCCCAGCUGACUUCCUCCCCCGACGUGUUCGUAGCACAUUGUAACAUCUCUGCACUUUAUUCAGCAGGUUUGAAAGUUGAGCUGGUUUAGACUGACAUGUGGUUCAUUGCACUUUUGAUUUGCUUUUGGAGGCGCUGCAGGGCGUCAGCCCAGCGCUAACCGUUAGCAGCCGUUCCUCACGAGGGUGCUACGGCAUCGCUGCAGCUCCUUCCUCCUCUUCUACUUCUGAUGUGGUGUCCUUCAUGUAAAAUGUAACUCAUAUGGUAUUAAAUCAGUCUGAAAAUUC
Fundulus heteroclitus (mummichog) is the source of this 3597-nucleotide messenger RNA. RefSeq names its product BRO1 domain and CAAX motif containing (gene brox). The transcript has 13 exons. The coding region runs from base 132 to 1364 and encodes 410 amino acids. NCBI's taxonomy places the organism in Eukaryota, Metazoa, Chordata, Actinopteri, Cyprinodontiformes, Fundulidae. The record is from RefSeq and is a predicted model, not a curated record.